Molecule: messenger RNA, 2799 nt
Organism: Parasteatoda tepidariorum (common house spider)
Lineage: Eukaryota; Metazoa; Arthropoda; Arachnida; Araneae; Theridiidae
Source: RefSeq, a predicted model, not a curated record
AUGUCGAUAGUUGGUGUGUUGUAUUCACGUGAAAAAUGAAUGGAACUUGUAAAAUUAAUAAAUUGCCUUGUAGCAGUAAUUGGGAAUCUUUAAGUGAGUACGAGCGAAAGCGCUAUUCAAAUGUAAUUAGAAACUGGGAAGUUCUAAAAUCUUUAGGGGUUGCUUCAAAACUUCCUAAAUUUCUGGAUCCCGAUGAAAAAGCUCCUUCAAAAGUAAAAAAAUUUCCAAGAAAUCAAAGUAUUCCUAAAGAUCAACAAAAUGUCAAAGACUUCGAGAAAACGAAUUUCAAGUUAUUUGCUGUGCCUGAAUCUCAAAAGAGAAAGGAAAAGAUUUGUCAAAAGAAAAUUAUAAAGAAACGUCGUAAAAAGUUAAGACAAGAUGAAAAUCUUGAAAUUCCAAGUCGAUAUCCUAAAAGGAAAAUCAAGCAAAAAUCAUAUAAAGAAGAAGAUGUCUCUAGCGAGGAUGAGUUCUUGUAUUGUGAUUUCUGCGACUGCGACUACAAAGGUGCUUGUCCGAAACAUGGCCCUAUGCUUUGGGUAUGUGAUCGAAGAGUUCCCAAAAAUUCAUCAGACCGAGCUGAGCUGACAAUACCAAGUUUUCUCUCAAUUGGAAUAUCGAGCAUUCCUAAAGCAGGACUCGGAAUAUGGACAGAAAUCCCAUUGCCUAUAGGAACAGUGUUUGGUCCUUACAAGGGAAAGAUUAUUAGAACAAGAAAAGAGGCUGAAAAAUCUGGCUAUGCUUGGAUGGUAUGGAAGGGAGGGAGAGUGGAUCAUUAUAUUGAAGGGUUCAAGAAGGAUAUUUCCAACUGGUUGAGAUUCGUGAAUUGUGCUGACAAGGAAGAGAGGCAAAAUUUAGUGGCAAUCCAGUACAAGAAACAAAUUUAUUACAAGACUUACAGAAAAGUGUUACCAUUUCAAGAGCUUCUAGUCUGGUAUGGGGGAAAAUAUGCCUCUGAUCUUGGAAUUAGCUUGAAAAGAGAUAUUGAAGCCAACCAAUUAAGUGGGGAAGGCGUGGCAUGCGAUGACUGUAGUUCAUUGUUCACUUCGGUGGAUGCCAUGGAGCGACACAGGAGGAAACAUCCCCAUCAGGGACACGAUCGAAGGCAUCGAUGUCCCCACUGCGUCUACUCCACCAAUAUACCAUGUAAUCUCCGACGUCACCUCGCUACACACACGGGUGAGAGAAGACACGGAUGUCCCCACUGCCACAAGACAUUCACUCAAGGAGGAGAUCUCAAGAGACACCUGAGGAUUCACAGUGGAGAGAGAUCCUUCUCUUGUGGAGUGUGUGGAAGAGACUUCACUCUAAAAGGACACUUGAAAAGACACGAGAGAAGUCACAGCGGCAUAAGACCUUACCGAUGUUCCACCUGCGGAAGAGAUUUCACCCGCUCUUCAACUCUUCAUGAACACAUAAGAAUCCACACACUGCAGAGACCCUACAAGUGCUCCGUCUGCCAAUACAGGGCCACCUCAUCUUCCACUCUUAAUAAGCACGUUAUUCAGAAACACACGAAACAGUUCCCCCAUAAGUGUGACCUGUGUGAAAGAGGUUUUCUUGUACCGAGUCAUCUUAAACGACACAAAGACCGCAUACAUCCUCAAUGCAAGUAAAUAAAUAAGGAACUGCACAUAGGGUCAAUUUACCGUCAUAAAGAAUGAGAGAUGAAAUUGAUCUCCACUUACAGUUUGAAUAAAAAUUUGUAUGAAGAAUGUAUAGUAGGGACAUUUACAAUAAACGCCUAUUUUUCUUCAUGUUUGAAUUAGAUUAAUGGCGAAAAAUAUGGGAGUCAGCUUAGGAAAAAGAGCAAUAAAAUUGGAGACGGGGAAUUUAUUUUCCUUUAUAUUGUUUAUUUCUCAUACAAAAAUAAAUGUUUGGUUUUUUUUCCUCACUCACUCUUAUUAUAAUUCUUAAUUUUAAUUUUGAAAUUGAUAUUGAUGUGCAGUCCCUAGCCAAAUUAUAAGACGCAUUAUAAGAUUCUAUGUAAAAUCUUAAUUAUUGGUGAUAAUUAAGCUCUUAAUAAGCACGUUAUUCAGAAACACACGAAACAGUUCCCCCAUAAGUGUCACCUCUGUGAAAGAGGUUUUGUUCAACAAAGUCGUCUUAAACAACACAAAGACCGCAUGCAUCCUCAAUACAAGUAAAUAAAUAAAGAACUGAACAUAAUGACAAUUAACCGUCAUAAAGAAUGAGAGAUAAAAUUGAUCUCCCCUUACAGUUUGAACAAAAAUUUGUAUCGAGAAUGUAUAGUAGGGACAUUAACAAUAAACGCCUAUUUUCUUUAUGUUUGAAAUACACUAAUGGAGAAAAUUAUGGAAGUCAGCUUAAAAAAAGAACAAUAAAUUUAGAGACCUGGAUAUUAUUUAUUUAUUAUAUUAUUUAUUUCUCAUGCAAAAAUCUACCCAAUGUUUGGAUUUUUUUCUCAUCCACUUUCGUUAUAAUUCUUGAUUUUAAUUUUUAAAUCGAUAUUGAUGUACAAUCCCUGGCCAAAUAAUUAGACCCAUUAUAAGAUUCUGUGCAAAAUCUUAAUUUUCAGGUCAUACUAUACAGCUUUAUUGUUUUUACGCAGCUGAAACCGAUUUGCACCUGUUGACUUUCAUGUAUCAAUUGGUUACCAUUGUAAUGCAAUACGCUAAAAAUAAACACAAAUAGGAAGAAUAUUAAAAAUCUGCCAUCCCAGCAAAUAAAAAAUCUAAUUCAAUAAGAAUACAAACCCAUUUCAUGUAUGUUUAAAUAUAAAAGUAUUGCAUAUAAAAACUCGUGCAAAACAUGUAAUUAUUAAAAAACAACAGUGCGUCU